GACUUCUUACCAGAUUGCAGACUUCAGCUCCCACAAUACGAACUCUAUCAUCAUCGAAUUCCUUUUCUCAAAACAUUCCAAGCUGUUUGUGGAAACUGGGUCGACUUAAUCACGUAGCGAUCGCAGUACCCGAUUUGGAGAAAGCGCAGUCCUUGUACAGAGAUGUGUUGGGCGCACAGGUGAGCGAGCCCGUUGCUCUUCCCGAACACGGUGUCUACACUGUUUUUGUGGAGCUGGGAAAUACCAAGCUGGAACUUCUACAUCCUUUAAGAGAAAAAAGUCCCAUUGCAAGUUUUUUGCAAAGAAACAAGACUGGAGGAAUGCAUCACAUCUGCAUUGAGGUUGAUGACAUAAAAGCGGCUGUGACAGAACUGAAGAAAAAAAAGAUACGGAUAUUGAGCGAAGAGCCAAAAAUAGGUGCACAUGGCAAACCCGUGAUUUUUCUUCACCCUAAGGAUUGCCAUGGAGUCCUUGUGGAACUUGAACAAGCUUGAGCUGUAAUAUUCAUAAAUAAAACAAUAGAUUGGUUGUGAAGUUUACUGAGCUGGUGCUGGGAAUAUUGAUGUGGCGUUCUGUCUUCACAAGUUCGCUGUAGUUCCACCUUCUGAGUACUGAAAUAGAGCUACACAUUU
Molecule: messenger RNA, 632 nt
Organism: Apaloderma vittatum (bar-tailed trogon)
Lineage: Eukaryota; Metazoa; Chordata; Aves; Trogoniformes; Trogonidae
Gene: MCEE
Product: methylmalonyl CoA epimerase
Exons: 2
Biological process (GO): L-methylmalonyl-CoA metabolic process
Cellular component (GO): mitochondrion
Molecular function (GO): methylmalonyl-CoA epimerase activity
Source: RefSeq, a predicted model, not a curated record